AUGACUCCUUCAGUUGCACCAGUACACUAUAAGGAGACCCCAGUAUUUCUAGACAAUACUCAGGAUGCUUGGACCGCCUUGGAUUCCCAGCUCUUUCCACCUUCACAAUCAUCGGAUGAAGAAAGUGUUUUAGAAAGUGAGAAAGAAGUUGACCAAAAUGUCCUUCCACUACCGAUUGGUUCAUCACUGUCGCCUCGCGUGCCACAUAGCGCAUUGCCUCCAGAUAAGUCUGCGCUCUUGGAUGUUUCACUUAUGCCCGCUCCAAAGUCGAGAUUCCUCACAUCUCGCGCAAAUUCUGGACUAGGACCAAAACAACACAUCCUGACACCAGCGAGACCGUUGCAAGCUACCGAGCAUGUCACACCGAGCUAUAUUCAUGACCUCUCAACAAUCUAUCCUGCCGAGACACCUGUUCGGCGGGUGUCGUUACUUCGAACUUCAAACCAGCCUCUGCCGCAGGACAACUUUUCGUCUCCAAGCGAUGAUAUCCCGUCGCAACUUCCGAGCACAUAUUCGAUCAGUGACAUCAACUCUGAUCCCAUACAUAGUGAUCAGAACGAUCCGCCGACAAGUUCUGCUUGGGGAAGCCUGCCCCGAGGUAGUGUACCUCAGCCUUGGAAUGGCGUCAUCGAGGAAGAAUCACCUCUGAAGGGUGUCAGGUCGCUUGGAAAACGACGUGCUCAAGGAUCGUCGCCCCUGAAACAGACGCAGUCGCUUGAGUCUCCUAGAGCAGAUAUGUCUGCUCACGUCAAGCCAAUCCAAUCUUCUGUUCCAACUGGACAAGACAACAUUUCUUCUGCUUCUCUAGACCGUGCAGUGUUUUCAAAACAACAGCAGCGAGCAAAACCCGUACGACAGGAAUUUACUUCUUCCUUUGAGCUACGAUUUUCCUCGGCCCCGCAAGCUCGAGGGCUCCAUUCAGACAAUGGUGCAGAUGAAUCUGCUUCGGCUUCGGUCAGACAAGAAGAUGUAACCACUCGGGCUGCGCGGUCGUCUUUCGAGAUGAGCUUUUCCUCUGCGCCACAAGCACAAGGAACCCAGUCGGGCGAUGUGGAUGAUUCAGCUAUUCCAACGAUCUUGAGGCGACAAUCUCUUAAUCAACUGAUGCCGACAUCCUUUGACACUAGAUUCUCUUCGAGCCCCGAAGCUCAGGGAACACAGUCUAGUAGCACAAAUGACACGGUCAUUCCCCAAGCGCUACGACAACAUACUCUCGACCAGCUUUUACCCACAUCUUUCGAGUCUCGCUUUUCGUCCAGCCCGGAAGCUCAUGGCACGCCGUUCGUGGAGAAGGAGAGUCCCGACGGGCAACCUCUUGAAGCAUCGUCGUCGCCAAGCUCAAAGAUCGACUUGUUCCAGCCACGUGUUAAUCUACCUCUGACAAAAGCAGUCAUAGAAUCGUCCUCAGUAGUAGGAGAGUUUGUGCGGCGCAGAUCAGAUGUUAUCCAGAGUGCUGGAGCUCUGGCCAAAUCGAGCUCAUUGCAGCCCAUGUCUUCAGGCUUCAGGAUAAGUUCUGCUGUCUUCGAGCGGGAAUCAUCCGAGACCGCGAAUGGGAUAUCGACUCCUAUGUACGACGCUCGUGUCGACAAACGGUCUCUACUUUCGGCACACGUUGCAGAAUCUGAACUCGCGGCUAAGCGACGCAAAAUUACCUCUCUGGCCACCCCAAAGUCAAAACCAAACACCCAAGAAAGAGAAUUUCUCGAUUCUCUGUCUUUACAGAUCCAUCCACCGCCUCCGCCUACUGGGUUGGAGACCUUUAUCACUCACGUCACGCCGCAACUUCAGAGUCAAUUCUGGGACAGUGAAGAAUUGCAAGGAAAGUACAAGCCUUUUCACCAGCGAGACCUCAGACAAAGUGAAAGAGGGUAUUGGCAGAUUGACACGACGUCUUGGAGUUCAAAGGUGCAGAUCAAGUUUUGGAUCUUCUUGCAGUCGAACAUUGGGAGUGGGGUUAGUGGAUGGGGUAUCUGGUGUUUGCGUGAGACCACUCCUACAGACGAGGAUGAAGAUGCGGGAGCCGAAUUGGGUACCGUCAAGGUCUUUUGCUGGGGAGAAGUCGUGGGACACAUUUGGUUGCUCUGCUAUGUCGCCAGUCAGGCUAGGCUGAAGCGCGUGGAAAGUCAGUGGAUUGAUGCGAGUGGAGAGGUUGUGGUCAGGAUUUAG
Messenger RNA from Aureobasidium uvarum, 2166 nucleotides. The record is from the annotation of a GenBank genome assembly. Lineage: Eukaryota; Fungi; Ascomycota; Dothideomycetes; Dothideales; Saccotheciaceae.